UAGUCCAAGUGCGGUCACUCUGAUGACAAAUCAUUUUUGCGCGUACUCAAUAAAAACCCAAUUAAAAAGUUUACAUAUGCAUAUGAACAUAUAAUUAAGUUUGUUUUUAAUCUAAAACACACCAUGAUUAUCACAGUAAAAAAUCUUCAGCAGCAAACUUUUACCAUUGAGUUUGCACCGGAAAAAACGGUUUUGGAACUUAAAAAGAAAAUAUACGACGAGCGCGGUGCGGAGUAUGUUGCCGAAAAGCAAAAGCUUAUUUAUGCUGGCGUCAUAUUAACGGACGACCGUACUGUUGGAUCAUACAAUGUUGAUGAAAAAAAGUUUAUAGUAGUAAUGUUGACACGCGACUCAUCCAGUUCAAAGACCAAUUUAAAUCGCUCAAAAGAAACUGACAAAUUGACAAGCACCAACUGUUCAAAGGAUCCCUUAGCUCCCGAAAAAGUCAACACUACUAACACUUCUCGUACUACGACUACGGAAGAGUUGCCAUCAGUUGUACCAAGUGAAACGACAAGUUCAAUAAAUAUAUCUGGUAAUGACUUAAUUGGCGAGUUAGCGAAUGCAUCUUUACAAUCGCGCGCUGAAUCUAACUUACUUAUGGGUGACGAAUACAACCAAACCGUUCUCUCAAUGGUGGAAAUGGGUUACCCACGGGAACAGGUAGAGCGAGCGAUGGCCGCCAGCUAUAAUAACCCAGAAAGAGCCGUUGAGUAUCUCAUUAAUGGCAUACCAGCAGAAGAAGAGACUAUCUUUAAUGUCGCCGAUGAAUCAUCAAAUGCUAGUGUAAUCGCUUCCGGACCACAAAAUGUUUCUGCACCACAUGCCGAUCGUCCAGCAGAAUUAAGUUCAGAUCCCUUUGAGUUUUUACGUAGUCAGCCACAGUUUCUUCAAAUGCGCUCUUUAAUAUAUCAAAACCCUCACCUUUUGCAUGCAGUUUUGCAGCAGAUUGGGCAGACAAACCCAGCUCUUUUGCAACUUAUUUCGGAGAACCAGGAUGCGUUUCUUAAUAUGCUAAAUCAACCGAUUGAAAACGAAACAGAAUCCAUUGACACAGUACCACAAGCUUCAAUUGCUCGUACACAAUCAACUUCUGCACAGAUUGAAAGCCUCUUUUCGUCAGAGUUGGAAGGCGCAGUCGCUGCACAAAGAUCAACCGCAGGAACGAGUGUGUUGCAGAGAGGCGACAACGCAGAGGAAAACGAAAACUUAGAAACAACAUCAGGAGUCUCAACCAUUCGACUAAACCCACAAGAUCAAGAUGCAAUAGAACGGCUAAAAGCACUUGGAUUCCCAGAGGCACUUGUACUGCAGGCGUACUUCGCGUGUGAAAAGGAUGAGGAACUAGCAGCUAACUUCUUGCUUUCAUCUAGCUUUGAUGAUUAAGUUGGCCAAAUGUAAAAAGUUAUACAUAUACUAUAUACGGAAAUCGUUACAAAUAAAAUUAGAAGUUCUAAAAGCAAA
Molecule: messenger RNA, 1464 nt
Organism: Drosophila rhopaloa
Lineage: Eukaryota; Metazoa; Arthropoda; Insecta; Diptera; Drosophilidae
Gene: Rad23
Product: UV excision repair protein RAD23 homolog A
Exons: 5
Coding region: 124-1386 (420 amino acids)
Biological process (GO): nucleotide-excision repair; proteasome-mediated ubiquitin-dependent protein catabolic process
Cellular component (GO): nucleoplasm; cytosol
Molecular function (GO): ubiquitin binding; polyubiquitin modification-dependent protein binding; damaged DNA binding
Source: RefSeq, a predicted model, not a curated record